AUGUGUGACGAAAAACAUGAGCAACGUAUCAAUCUCAAAUUUCUCGUUAAAUUGAAAAAAACUCCGACCGAGUGCUAUAAAUUGUUGCAAGAGGCCUAUGGAAGCAAUUCUCUAUCUCGUGCACGUGUUUUUGAGUGGUAUAAGCGCUUCAAUGAGGGCCGAGAGAGCACUGAAGAUGACCAGCGCCCAGGUCGCCCUGUCACUGUUUCAACUCCGGAAACAGUGACCAAAAUCAACCAAAUUAUGCGUGCAGAUCGUCGAAUGAGCAUCCGGAUGGUUGCCGAGGCUGUAAACGCCGAUAAAGAAAUGGUAAGAAAAAUUUUACAUGAGGAAUUACAUAUGACAAAAGUCUGUGCGAUGUUGGUGCCAAAAAACCUGACUCCUGACCAAAAGUUCUUGCGUCAACAGGUCUGCUCAGAUUUCCUUGAAAAGUUAAAAGAAGAUCCCGGACUGAUGAAAAACAUUAUAACUUGCGACGAAACAUGGAUUUUUCAAUACGAUGUUGGAACAAAGCGACAAUCGAUGCAUUGGAAGACACCUGAAUUGCCCAGAAUCAAAAAAGCAAGGAUGUCCAAAUCAAAAUUUAAGGCAANAUGA
Molecule: messenger RNA, 597 nt
Organism: Cinara cedri
Lineage: Eukaryota; Metazoa; Arthropoda; Insecta; Hemiptera; Aphididae
Source: the annotation of a GenBank genome assembly